AUGGCUAAGUAUUUUGAUGCAAUUGACACCCUUAUGGAAACGAUCAAAUUUGAAAGGAAGUGUAGACUUUCUGAUGAUUUUUUCUAUGAUGUUAUUAAGAUUUAUGGGCAUUUAGCUGGUAGAAUUAAUAGAGCAAUUGAGACCCUUUUUGAUAUGCCUAAUUAUAAGUGCUGGCCAAGUGUGAGAACUUUCAAUUUUGUUCUGAAUUUGUUAGUGAAUACUAAACAAUUUGAUGUUGUUCAUAAGGUGUAUAUUCGUGCUUCCGAAUUGGGUGUGGAGAUUGAUGCCUGUUGUUUGAAUAUUAUUGUCUAUGUCUCUGGGACUCUCCAAAAAUGUCGCUGGAUGCGUGUUGGAUCCUGCAAAAGUAGUGUAUUUUUGGAGGAUCCGACACGAGAUUGUCAACCCAAUGUGAGGACUUUUUCGACUAUAAUGCAUGCUUUAUGUGAGCGCGGUCACGUUGAUGAGGCUUUGGGCUUGUUAGAGAGGAUGGAAAAGGAGAAUGUUGAACCGGAUGCUAUCGUGUUUAACACGUUGAUUUCGGGGCUUAGGAAGCAACGUAGAGUUGACGAGGGGAUUGAGAUGUUCAAGAAAGUAAUGCUGAAAGGUUGUGAUCCGAAUCCAGGGACAUAUCAGGAGGUGUUGUAUGCUUUGCUUGAUGCUAAGAGGUAUUUAGAGGCUAAAGAUUUUAUGGAUGUCAUGAUUGAUAAGAGGGUGAAUCCAAGUUUUGAGUCUUAUAAGCUGUUGAUACAUGACCUUUGUAAUGGGAAGCUUCUUGGCGAUUUAGACUGGGCGUUGAGGCAGAUGGUGAGACACGGAUUUGUGCCGAGGAUGGGUCUGUGGAGGCAGAUUCUUGGUUGCUUGUUUCCUCGUGAUGGAGAUUGUUGUACUGCCUAG
Molecule: messenger RNA, 894 nt
Organism: Nicotiana tabacum (common tobacco)
Lineage: Eukaryota; Viridiplantae; Streptophyta; Magnoliopsida; Solanales; Solanaceae
Source: RefSeq, a predicted model, not a curated record